GUUGUACGAGACUAUAGGAGUUGUAUCGAAAAAGAUUCACUGUGAUCAAUUUACCACGGAAUUAUUUUAAACAUUUACUUUGGCUUCAAUUUCACAUGUUACAAUGAGUUGGCGUAAAUUAGAGGAACAGUUAAAAGAGGCUGUAAAUAAGAAUGAUACAGUUGCUGUAGAACAAAUUAUACAGGCUAAUGUGGCAUUAUGGGACGACUUUAAACUACACCCGAUGUGGCUAAGACUCUGUAAAGAUGCUCUUAAGAACAGAUGUCUACCUAUGGUGAAAUCGUUGAUGUCCCCAGAGUGUAUUGCUAGCAACUUUGUAGUUGCUCUUAUAAACAGAUGUCUAUCUUUGGUUAAAUUGUUGCUGCCAGCAGGGAGUAUUGCUAACAACUUUGUGGAUGAUGCGACCAGUUUAGGAUUGAUGGACACAGCAGUACACGCUGAUUUCUUGGAGGGUGUUAAAUUUCUCCACUCUAAAGGAAUACCUUUGGAUUUUACAUCUGAAAAUUUGCGUAGUAACUGGAAUGCUCUCGUUCAUUGCGUCAGAAGCAAUAAGGUCGAGGUGUUAAAAUAUCUUCUUGAACUCAAAGAUCUAGAUAAAAACCCAGAUAAAGAGGAAACAUUAUUAAUGUUAUGUUGUCAUCAACUAAAUAUUAAAAGUUUGGACAUACUGUUAAAGAGUGAACUAAUAAAUACUAUUAAUCAACAGACACAUGAUCUUCAAUAUUCUGCCCUUCACUAUUGUGUAGGUGGAAGGAAGCAUGUGGGAGAUCGUUAUAGUCAUAACAGGAAUCUGAGGAAUGUCCCUCUUUGUGUACAGUUAUUGGUGGAGUCAGGAGCGGAUGUUAAUCUACGGGAUAGUCACGGCAGAACGCCCAUCCAAUUAGCCGUGGAAUGUGGUAUGGUGACUACGGCAAUAUAUUUGGUACAAAGAGGAGCAAAUUACCUUGAUCAUGACAAAUACCAAAACAAUCUUCUUCAUUGUCUUGCAGGGAGUAGGAUAUGGGAAGAUUCAUACGAUGAACUUGUUCAACUAUUAAUAACCCAUGGUAUAGACAUUAACAAACGGAACUCAUUGAAUAAAACUCCACUGUAUUUAGCGGUUAGUUAUGGAAAUGAAGAGAUGGCGAAGACAUUAAUUAAAUCACAUUGUGAUGUGAAUAUUACACCCGUCUUACUGGAGUCAAUUGGAAGAAAACAGACGACUAUUGCUAAAAUACUGAUUAAAGCUGGAUGUGAUGUUAACAUCACUUAUGAAAACGAUGUUACAACGAUGUCAGUAACAAUACAAGAUGCGACUAUGGCUCAAAUACUGAUUAAAGCUGGGUGUGAUGUUAACAGCACUGACAAAGACGGUGUUACACCUUUACUGGAGUCUAUAAUAAGACGGAUGACGACUAUCGCUGAAAUGCUAAUCAAAGCUGGAUGUGAUGUUAACACCACUGAUAAAAACGGCGUUACACCUUUAAUGAAAUGCGUGGAGAUGAAUAAUCUUGUUUUAGUUAAACAACUUAUUGACCACGGUGCAUCUGUCAACGCUAAAGAUAACAAAGGAUGUUUUGUAUUGGAUUAUUUAUUUCGUUCUCACCAAUAUACGAUCGACCAACCUACUUCAGCAGAUAUUGUUAAGAUGAUGAUAGAGGCUGGGGCUGAUAUUCAUAAAUGUAAUAAUCUGUUGUAUAGAGCAAUCAGUGGUGGCCAUUAUAAGACGGCUUCAUUACUUCUCGAACAUGGCAUCGAUGUCAAUACGGUAGAUGAAAAUGGAGAUAAACCCCUUGCUCUUGUUUCCGCAAAAGGUAAAUUAGAACUAGUGACAUUGCUGACAUCAACAGAUUGUGAUAUAAAUCACCAAAAUCUAAAAGGAGAAACAGCGUUGCACAAAGCUAUAAAAGUGUCAAGAUAUUCUGCUAAUUAUGAAGACAAGGAGAAAAUAAUAAAUACGUUACUAAUACAGAAUGGAAUAAACGUGAAUAUUAGUGACGUCAAUGGACAAACGGCUUUGUCCAUAGCAGUAGCUAAUGGAGACACAUCUGUCACUGACCAAUUAUUGAAGGCGGGUGCCGAUGUAAACCAUUGUGAUAAGAGAGGGGAAACUCCAUUGCUGAUGGCAGUUAAAAAUCAGGAUAAUGUUAUGGUAGAUGUUCUACUGAAGGCUGGCGCCGAUGUAAACCACUGUGUUAAGAGACGACAAUCACCAUUAUUGGCAGCAGUAAGAACAUGUAAUCUAUCUAUUUUAGAAUGUUUACUAAACGCUGAAGCUGAUGUCAAUUUGAGUGAUAACACUGGAAAGACGGCUUUGAUGAUAGCAGCAAGCAACUGUAUUAGACCUAUAUUAGAAUGUUUACUUAACACUGGAGCGGAUGUUAAUAAAACUGAUACAGAUGGACGAUCAGCUAUACAUGCUAUAAUGGUUGGUGGUCGUAGGGGUCGGAAAUGGAUCAACUGUCUAAAAUUACUUUUGAUCAAUAAAUGUCACGUAUCUCUAGAUACUCCAGGAGAAGAUGGAAACACGUUAUUCCAAUGGUUACUGAAACAAAACGAAGUGGAUCUUAUAUGGUAUCUUGUUACAGAGAACUGUUCGCUUCGAAGCUUGGAUCUUCGAAUGGUCAAAGAUAAAUUGCGGUUUCCAGAUACGUUGAUGCUUUUCAAAAUUCUCUUUGAAAGUGGCGCACCAAAGAACGUUAUUUUGUCUCGUUCAACAUAUGAUGUGGUGCUGAGCGGAUCAAAGGGUACGCGGAAAAAACAACGCGUUGAAUUUCGUGCUUUCUGUAAAUCGAGAAGUUUGAAGUCAAGGUGUAGAAGAAAAAUCAGAAACUGUAUCGGACCAGGAAUCAGCAGUAAAAUAACUCAAGUUGGUUUACCACAACCUCUACAAGAUUAUGUCGUCAUGAAAGACAUGAUACCCGAGAAAUACUUUACUCUUGUACUAAAUGAUAAAGAUGAUGCGCCACGAUCAGGCAAGUGAUUGUACUGAGAUGGAUCUUGUAUUAUGUUAAUUCUUGCUGUUCAAAGUUCACCCACGGCAGCAGCCGACUGAUAACAAUCGGUUUUAGAUGAACCAUUUGUUUAUAUAUAUACAUGCGGUAGUUCGUCUUCUACAAAACACUUUGUAUUAUUUCUACCGUAAAUAUCGGAUGGGGUGAAAAACCGAGGUCCCGUGUAUAUAUUGGAAUGCACAUAAAAGAUCCCCUGGCAGUUGGAAUUCGAUAUAAGAGUAGGUGAUAGUGCCGCUGCCCGGGCAAAAAUUUCCCUCAUAGCACACUGUAUGGCGUAUGCCCGUCUUCAUUAGCCCAGUAUAGGAGCAAAAUAGUAGGACGUUAAACCCCAUUUCAUUUCAUAUUUUGAUUGAUUAAUCAAGAAUGACGUUUAUACAAUGUAUUUAUAUGAAUUUUCAAGUUAGUAAAACCAACUAUUUAAGUAAGAGCCCUCGUUGUACAGAAAUUGUUUAUUUAUCAUAUUGUUGCAACCCUGGUGUGGCUAGGUGAUGUACUGAAAUUGUUUAUGUAUCGUAUUGCUGCAACCCUGGUGUGGCUAGGUGUUGUACUGAGAUGGAUUUACUUGCACUUUCAUUGCACCCAUCACGUGACCAGGUAAUGUGUCUUACGUUAUAUAUAUGGGUUUAUCUUAAAUAAAAUUUCAUUUGUUAUUUAAAUUUUCACAAUAAAGACAAAGUUAGUAGAUUUAUAUUCAGUUCUUUUUUGUCAAGUGUAAUAUUUUUUCUUUAUCAAUUAUGCGUUAAGCAGUGCUAAAAUUCAUACUCCGGGCAUGGCGUUGGAAUUGUGACCAAUCAGAUUGCAGGGAAAGGUACUUAUGCAUGUUGAAAUUUACUAAAAGGAAUUUUAAAACAGAGAGUAAUUCACUUUGGCAUUAUGUUUCUUUUCCAACAUCUAACAUCAUGUACGACUGAUGGACGCCAGUGGCGUGAAAAGAGGGCGACAAAUGGUCGACAACCUCAGUAAUCCAUUUCAAUGAGUGAAAGUAAGUUUAAGCUGUUUUAGAUUUUAAAUUAUCGCUGUUAACAUUGCUGUACAAAUUUAAAUAAAUAGUUUAUUUCGUCUGUUUUAGAGGUCCAUAUUGAAAUAUGGUCAUAUAUUGUGGUCGACACCGUCCGCCGCACACACAUCUACAAACAUAGAAUUUCCCUCAAUUACUUUUAGAGUUAUGGCCCUUGCUUG
Messenger RNA from Patella vulgata (common limpet), 4172 nucleotides. RefSeq names its product serine/threonine-protein phosphatase 6 regulatory ankyrin repeat subunit A-like. Gene Ontology annotation, biological process: intracellular signal transduction. The transcript has 2 exons. Gene Ontology annotation, molecular function: protein binding. NCBI's taxonomy places the organism in Eukaryota, Metazoa, Mollusca, Gastropoda, Patellidae. The record is from RefSeq and is a predicted model, not a curated record. The coding region runs from base 104 to 2962 and encodes 952 amino acids.